Micropterus salmoides (largemouth bass) is the source of this 6134-nucleotide messenger RNA. RefSeq names its product palladin, cytoskeletal associated protein (gene palld). Lineage: Eukaryota; Metazoa; Chordata; Actinopteri; Centrarchiformes; Centrarchidae. Gene Ontology annotation, biological process: homophilic cell-cell adhesion; axon guidance; dendrite self-avoidance. Gene Ontology annotation, molecular function: cell-cell adhesion mediator activity. The transcript has 23 exons. The record is from RefSeq and is a predicted model, not a curated record. Gene Ontology annotation, cellular component: axon; plasma membrane. The coding region runs from base 219 to 4640 and encodes 1473 amino acids.
CACACAGUGAGAAGUUAGAAACCGGGACAGAUGGGACAGCAGGCCACUGCAGAGGCAGUAUGCAAUUGGAGCCUAAACCUGAGAGAUACUGUCUGACCAAUAAGGCUGCUCUUCUGGAAAGAGACGCUUCUUUUUGACUCAUUCUGACUUAAUAAACAAGACAAACCUGGAACCACAAAACCAGGAGAAAGCAUUUGGACACAUAGCCCACUUUAAGGAUGCAGGACGGGAGUUGGAAUCAACCACUCCCCAUCUCUGUGCUGCUGAAGGACCCGGCAGGAGGCGGGACUUUGGAGGGUGAUGGCGGUGUGUUUUCUGAGGCAUCCUCUGAUGGGGAACUCUGCCUGGACUCAGUGACAGAGCUGGAUGGGGACUUUGCAGAUCUCACUGCCUUCUUGAGUGCAGAAGAGAUUAAUCGUAGCCUGGACCUCGCCCGGGAAGCGUUUGGUGACACAAUUGAAUCUGAAUGUCCAGGCCCCUCUAAUCCUACAUCCCAGGAGCAGGCUCUCCAACAUGUUCCCUCCAUUCCUGUGCCCCCCCAGACAACUGAGAACCUCACCCCAAGUCCAAACUUGCAGCACCAGACCAAAGCCCCCUGCCCAGAUGACAAUGCAGCAGUUGAAGUCUCUUCCAGCCAGAACACCCCCCUCAAACCCACGCAGGUGUUCAGUGAGGCUCCUUCCCCUCCUGAGAAGAUAGUCCGCCACAAACCCAUCCAACCAAUUUAUAAGCAGGAUAAACCCAGGCUGCUUCAUGAGGGCCUGCAGCUGAACGAUCGCGCAGCUUCAGCCACAGAGUUCUGUAGCCGAGCUGCCACGUUCAUUGAGGAGCUGUCAUCCAUCUUCAAAGGUUCUGCACAUUUGGAGCAGCAGGUGGAGGAGGACUCCUCCUCCCCUGAUAGUGGCUAUCUGUCUCCAAGGAGUCAGCGACCAGUCCCUCAGGGCUCAGUCUCUGUUCCUGCUUUGCAUCCCGUUCAACAAGAGGAGAUACAGAAUAGCCAGCCAGUCACAAGGCUGGAGCCUCAGCCUGGAAACUCGAAAAUAGUGGCAGUGUCUGCAAGCUACCAACACUCUGGAGCUCCAACCACACAAGGAGCGCUGUCUCCUCCCUGCUUCCUCCAGAAGCUGAAGAGUCAGGAGGUGGCAGAAGGACGCCCCAUUCGUCUGGAAUGCAGAGUCAGAGGAAACCCUCUGCCGCUCGUCAGGUGGUUCUGUGAAGGCCGUGAGCUGCACAACUCUCCUGACAUACAGAUCUUGAGGGAUGGUGACCUGCACACACUGGUGAUUGCUGAAGCCUUUGAGGACGACACAGGACGUUACACCUGCGUGGCUUCCAACAGUCUCGGAGCAGACAACACCUCUGCUGAGGUUUACAUUGAAGGAGCUUCGUCAUCAGACUCAGAAGGAGAAGGAGCUGUUCCAAAGUCCAGAUCAGGAACCAUGCCUCAAGUUCAGAAGAAGAGUACUUCAAUGUCCCUGACUAUACGCUCAUCUUCGCCCAAUAUCCAUGAGGUCCUUCCUCGUCGCUCCACCCUUGUCCAGUCCCUGUCUCAGCCCCCACAGCGGAUGCAGAGCCCAGUGUCGUCUCUGUAUGGUGGUGAUGUGUCAGCUCCUCCUACAUUCACCAAGCUGCUGCAGGACGCCCAGGCAUCUGAGGGCCAGGUGGUGGUUCUGGAGUGCAGGGUACGUGGAAGUCCUCCUCUGCAGGUCAGAUGGUAUCGCCAGGGAGAGGAGAUCCUGGAUUCCCCCGAUUUUCGUAUUCUCCAAAAAAAGCCUCGAUCUGCAGCUGAGCCAGAGGAGAUCUGCACCCUGGUGAUAGCCGAGGCCUUUCCAGAGGAUGGAGGUCUGUUCUGCUGCACCGCUUCCAACCCAUAUGGAUCCAUUAACAGCACAGCCCAACUCACCGUCACUGCAGCAGCUGAGGACUUAUCCAGUAAUGGCAUGUCUGGUGAUAGCUCAGGGUUUGAGGAUGCAGCAGCCUUCCCCCCUCCUCCCCCACCCACAGAAAUCAGCCUCCUAGAGCUGCCACCCAAGACGCUGCCUCAGCCCGGCACUGAGCCUUUCCAUAUCAAGGAGCUUGAGAUUUGGCCCAGUGUGUCAUCUCUGCCUCCAUUACAGAUAGGCUCAGAGGUAGAGGACACGGAUAAGGGAAAAGGGUCUAUACAGAAUGGCCGACCCUCAAAUCCUCCAUCACCACCAAGCCCACCUAAAGCAACCACACCCCCACUCCCACCUCCACCUCCACCUCUGCCACAGUCUGACACUAUGACAGCCCAAAGUCCAGCCCAGGUGGCACCAGCCUCACCUUCAUCCCCAGGCAAGCUGUCUCCAUCCCCUGGGAAGGACGGUCCUCCACUGCCUACCAAGCCUAAACCAAAGCUAGCUGAGAAUAUAGAGGAGGAGACAGAAAAUGACAGGAACGCUUCCCAGCUAAAGCAGCUGCAGGACCAGAUUCUAUUGGAGCAGCAAGAAACAGUCAAUUGGCAGCAGGAGCAGCAGAGCCAGGAAGUCCCACCUCCACCUCAGGAAGUGCCUCAGGAAGUGCCUCCACCAGCUCCACCAUCUCCACCUCUCCCCCCUCCUCCCUCCUUCCAGGAGUUGGAGAGCAACGCAGCCAUGCAGGCCAGCACCUUCAACUACGCCCGGCCCAAGCAGUUCAUUGCUGCUCAGAGCCCCGGUGGAACGGGCUACGUCACCCAGUCCUCUGGUUCCUCAGGGUCGAGCCUGUCCUCCCCGCUGUCACCUCCCACCUCGCACAAGCCGUUCAACAGGGUCACUAUGCCCCCCUUCACCAAGGCCAGCAGCGUGGAGUCCCCGAGCUCUCCUUCUUUCCCACCUCCACCUCCACCCUUCCUCAGCUCCAGUAACCUGUCCUCUCCAUCAGGCCCUGCCCAAGACUUCCCUCCCCCUCCGCCUCCUCCCCCUCUGCCCGUCUCCGUGUCUCCAGCCUGCUCAGAUAUGUCCUCGCCGUUCUCCUCCGUCCCUCCAUCCCCAGCCUCCAGCUUCUUGUCCUCAGUGUUGCCCUCCACACCUUCCUCAACCGGCAGUCCUACAGUCAAUGCCCUGGGCCUUCCUAAAGGCAACGGGACUGUCAAAGCGUUCCCCAGAAAGUCCUCUGUCACCAGGACGCCUCGCCUCUCCUCUGACUCGGACAUCCAAGGAUCCAAGGACGCUGUCAUCCAGGACUUGGAGAGAAAACUGCGCUUCAAAGAGGAGCGCAUAAGCAAUGGUCAACAGAGGUUAACCUAUGAGGAGAAGAUGGCUCGCAGACUGCUGGGCGCUGACAACGCUGCCACGGUCUUAAACACACAGGACACAGAGGAGGAGCCAGUCACACAGGAAUACAAGUCAUCUGAUAGAGAAUGUUUCCCUCAAAAGGAAUACAAGGUGUCCAGCUUUGAGCAGCGCUUGAUUAGUGAGAUUGAAUUCCGUCUGGAGCGUUCUCCGGUGGAGGAAUCCGACGACGACGUGCAGCACAAUGAAGACUCUGCCGGCCACGGGGUGGCACCAUCUUUCGACCAGAAGCUCAAACACUACAAAGUCUUUGAGGGCAUGCCAGUCACCUUCUCCUGCAAGGUCAACGGAGAUCCCAAACCAAAGGUCUACUGGUUCAAAGAUGGCAAGCAAAUCUCAAAGAGGAGCGAGCACUACAGGAUCAGCCGUGACGCUGAUGGAACCUGCUCCCUGCACACUGCUGCAGCCUCACUGGAUGAUGACGGCAACUACACUAUCAUGGCAGGCAACCCUGAGGGCAGGGUGAGCUGCACCGGCAGGAUGAUGGUCCAAGCUGUGAACCAGCGAGGCCGUAGCCAGCGCUCCACACCUGGACACAUGCGCAGGCCCAGGUCCAGGUCUAGAGAUAGUGGUGAUGAGAACGAUAACAUCCAAGAGCGUCACUUCCGCCCCCACUUCCUGCAGGCACCCGGUGACCUCAUCGUUCAGGAGGGCCGACUGUGCCGGAUGGACUGCAAGGUGAGCGGCCUGCCCACUCCUGACCUCAUCUGGCAGCUGAACGGACAGACCAUCCGCCCCGACUCCGCCCAUAAGAUGCUAGUGAGGGAAAACGGUGUGCACUCGUUGGUCAUCGAGCCCGUGACUAACCGCGACGCUGGCAUCUACACCUGCAUCGCCAGCAACCGAGCGGGCCAGAACUCCUUUAACCUGGAGCUCAUCGUUGCAGCCAAAGAGAUGCACAAGGCCCCUUCAUUUGUUGAGAAGCUGCAGAACACAGUUGUGGCUGAGGGUCAUCCUGUGCGACUGGAAUGUCGCGUCACAGGGGUUCCCUACCCACAAAUCUUCUGGAAAAGGGAGAAUGAGUCUUUCACUCAUAACACAGACAGAAUCAGCAUGCACCAGGACAACUGUGGAUACCUGUGUAUGAUCAUCCAGCCGGCCAUGAAAGAAGAUGCAGGCUGGUACACUGUGUCAGCCAAGAAUGACGCCGGCAUCGUAUCCAGCACUGCACGCCUCGACGUCCACACUCAGUGGCAGCAGCCUAACCUCCCCAAGCCCAAGAAGGUGCGUCCCUCCACCAGCCGCUACGCCGCACUCACAGAGAGAGGGCUGGACGUGAAGGCAGCCUUCUUCCCCGACUCCAGCCCGCUGCAGCCCGGUGGCCUGGUGGAAAGUGAUGACCUGUAGAAACCACAGGGCAGCCGGCAAGAGGAUUGCAACGUCUCCAAAAAAAACCCCUGAAAACUGCCCUUAUUCCAAGCACUCCUGAGAAGACAAAUACUUUAUGAUGGCGACGGGGGUCAGAAUAUAACCAUGUCCACUUGAGGGACUCUAUCAUUGAUACAGAACUAAAUGGUCUGUGGGCAGAGUGAGCUGGUGGUUUUCUUAUGUUGUUAUAGUAUGACACAACCCAUUAUAUUACAGAAAGUUGUUUCCCCAAGCUUCAUUUUAUAAACUGGACCUGGAAAAUGAUUGUUUGCGUUUACCACGAGGAAAGACUGUUCAUACACAUGCUCUCUCAUGUUUCAUGAACUGUGCGGUUGACUCUGUUUUGCAAAGGGUUGUCUUUUUAAGUGCCUCUCAUGUCUGUAAAGAUAAAACAUGAAAUGAAUUACUAUGCAUGUUCAAGUGGUGCCAUUUGAAAUACACGGACUAAUACUGUAUCUAUACAUAGCACUCCGGAGAAAAGACGACUUAAAAAGACUGAAUGACUCAAAGCAUGGUAGCUUUGAUGAAGGAGAUCACAAACUUUUAUUAUGUGGGCUUGUGUAGCAUAGUGCCGAUAUCUACAGUAUCUGGUUAUUGUUGGAGUAUCAUACAGUUUGCUUACAGAUAUUGGGAAAGGCCGGGCCUUAUAGACCGUAUGUUUGCCAUGUUUAGUGUUUUAUUAUUGUUUUUGUUUUGCAAAAGAAAUGAGGUUUGGGAAGAAAGAACAUGUGGAUGUGAUUGGUUGCGUUGUGGGUGCAGCAGAACUUAAGGAAAUUUGGAUCUAACAAACACAGGAAGGAAAAAGCAGGUUUUUUUGACGGACAUCAACUUUAAUGUGGUAAGUCAACACUUGAUAGGAAGGAUGUGAUUGGCUGACAGUUGUGAUUUUUUUUCUUCUUUUGACGGUUUAUUUUUAAAAGUGUGAAUUGAAAUGUUCUCACUUGAGAGAGGGUGCUGUGAAAGGUUUCGGUGUAUUUGUCACACAUCACAGAUUGUCCAUUUUAUUUUUGUAUGGAAAAAAAAACACUUUACUUUCCCAACAAUCUUGACAUAAAUUAUAUCAGCAACCUUUUGUUAACUGAUAAAACAAUCUUUUCUGUAUCAUGAAGUUUUAUAAAUAUAUUUACUGCCUUAAAUCACUUGUAGGCUUAAUGCAAACACAAUUUCUUUGCAUGUUACUUUUGGGCACUUGUACAGUGCCAACAACGUUUUUCGGGAUGUACAAACACAACUUUUUUCCCCCAGUAUUCAAGGGUACAAAAGUGAAAGGCAAGGUUUAUUUAUAUCAACUAUUUUCGUCACCUCUGUAAUGCUAUACAAAGUGGACAUCUUUUUCUGUGUCUGUUCAGAGCUUGCAUCAGCUGACAGUUACUGUGUUUGCACAUUUCUAUGCCAAUCAAUGCCUGUAUAUGGAUUGUUCUCCUGAUAUUAUUUUAGGUUAUGAAAGUUAAUAAAAAUCAAUCUCUUCAGAGA